AUGGCUACCGAAGUAGUUCGCGAAUCUAAAAUUCUUCUCACUCCCGACAAUUAUGCUCUUUGGCUGCUCCCAAUGAAAGCCAAACUUCAUAAAGCUAAAUCAUUAACCAUCGUCACUGGCGAGCACACCUGUCCUGACCCUAAAGAAGACAAAGAAAACACCCGACUCUACGUCAAGCUCAAUGAAGAUGCGUAUGCUGAAAUUGUCCAACAUCACAAUCAAGAAAUCCUCGCUUACACCAAUAUAUCAAUGAACUUUGAAACCGAAGCCUUCGAGUCGGUUCUUAAAAAACUUGAAGACUACGCCUCACAAAAUCAAUUGAACGAGGUUAAGAAAGCAGUGAUUACGCCUCAAACCACGCUGUACACUCAAUCCUCCGAUCCCAAAGUCGUCUGUCCUCAUUGCAAACGUGGAUUCCGAGCAUGUUCUCAUUGCUUCAAAAGCGGACACACCGAGGCCAACUGUUUUCAAAAGCACCCUGACAAACGCGCUCCCAAAUCGGUCGCUUCCACUUCAAAACAACACUCAGCUCAUCUCACGCGUUACACUCCAGAAGACGAAGAGUAUCUUCAACAGAAAUACCCCGAUCUCCAUCUGUGA
Messenger RNA from Puccinia graminis f. sp. tritici CRL 75-36-700-3, 600 nucleotides. RefSeq lists its product as uncharacterized. Gene Ontology annotation, biological process: phospholipid transport; mitochondrion organization. Lineage: Eukaryota; Fungi; Basidiomycota; Pucciniomycetes; Pucciniales; Pucciniaceae. The record is from RefSeq and is a predicted model, not a curated record. Gene Ontology annotation, cellular component: ERMES complex. Bases 1 to 600 code for a protein of 199 amino acids. The transcript has 2 exons.